AUGUUCAUGAGAUUCGCAAGCCCCAAUGAACGCCGGACCAUCAGCCGUGAGGAUCUCGGCUUCUACAACGCCCUAGUCAUCGCAGGGGUCUACGAGGUCACCGACAAAGAGAUCGACGUGAAGGCAGCCGCGUCCUAUAUCACUCCUCUGAAACAUUGUAUCCAGGAGUAUCCAUUUCUAGGUGUUGUCGUCAGAGACAAGCACACUGAGAAGCCAUUCUACGAGAAAGUACCGAGCAUAGACCUCAACAACCACAUCUCAGUCAUCCAUAAUGAAGAUAUCAACACUCAAACAGAAAUCAAAUCCAUAGAGGAGUUCCUCCUCCCAAUUCUUGACCGGCCUUGGCCAGCCGAUAUACCGCCCUGGCGCAUUGUCGUCCUCCCUCUCCCUCCACGCGACGAGCAAACGACGCGCGUCUUCAUAGCCUUUUCAUUCUCGCAUACCCUGGGCGAUGGCUUGGUAGGACACGCCUUCCACCAGACCUUUCUCCACGCGUUGCAAGAGCGUAUUGUGGAGGAAGACAGCGCCUCUCUGAUCACCCCGUCAACCCAACAGCUCCCGCCACCCUUCGACAUCCCCUCGAGACUCCCGAUCUCAUGGAAGUUUCUCCUAAGCCCGCUUCUAGCAGUCUAUCUACCAAGAUGUCUAUCCACACUGCUCGGCCUUCGCGCAGCGGUUACCACCAUCGAUGCAGGAACUUGGACCGGCUCGCCCAUGUUCUUUGACCCGUCAACGCCCAACAGUAGCCGAAUCCGUCUGCUUGAGAUUGAUUCGUCGCUUGUUCAAGCGGCGUUGAGGGCCUCAAGGGCACAUGGGUCGAAACUGACGGGCCUAAUACAUCAAAUGAUCAUCAUGGCUUUAAGCAGAGUCCUCCCAGAUGAGAAGGUCACGAAUUAUGUCUCGGGAACGGCGGUCGAUUUACGGAGGUCUGUGGGUAUUCCGCGCUGCGCUUGGGGUCUUUAUGUAUCUGGACACAACCAGACCCAUCCACGCCCGUCUGAUCUGCCAGAGAAAGGGUCUCCGUCUACAUUCAGCGAUGGAUUCUGGUUGUCCGCCAGAUCCAUCACCGAGGACCUCGCCCUCUGCGCAACCAGUCUCCAGGAUCAGGCAAUUGGACUGCUCCGAUAUGCGCCGAGCAUUAGGAACUGGACGGCCGGAAAGGUAGGGCAACAGAGGGACUGUUCGUAUGAAGUGAGCAAUUUGCUUGCAUUCGACAGUGCUGCUCAUGAAGGGGGUAAAUGCAAAAUCACCAAGAUGAUCUUUGCAACCCCGGCGAACGUGGUCAGUGGCCCGCUGGUGUUUAAUAUUAUCAGUGUCAAGGGUGGGAACUCGGUCAUCGCGGUCAACUGGCAGGUUGGAGCUCUGGGUGUGCCUCACGAAGAGGAGGACGAUUUUGUUAAUGCGGUCUGUGAUUCUAUUAGAUCUGAUUUUGAGGCAUAUUUCGUAUUCCAAACCGUCCUGCUUGCCGGCCUGCUGGUAUUUAUCAUGUUGACUCCGGAUGCGGCGAGGAUAGUCCUAUACCGUAGGCAGUGUCUUGUGAACCCAGUGACGGCCCCCAAAUCACGCAACCAAGGUGGAAUGCUCUUCACACAAGGACCGCCAAACUGUGGGCAGCUCGAACUCCUGCUGAGUCAUAUCGCAUCCGUCGACCUGCCUACCUAG
Aspergillus nidulans FGSC A4 is the source of this 1662-nucleotide messenger RNA. RefSeq lists its product as uncharacterized. The coding region runs from base 1 to 1662 and encodes 553 amino acids. The transcript is spliced from 3 exons. The record is from RefSeq and is a predicted model, not a curated record. Lineage: Eukaryota; Fungi; Ascomycota; Eurotiomycetes; Eurotiales; Aspergillaceae.